UCUGACCUUCCUCCUUCCCGCAGCCCCGGAGAGACGCGCGGCGGUCGCGCCAGCCUUCUCUUCCUUCUCCUCCUCCUCCCCCGGGAAGCCGGCCGGGCUUGAGGCUGGGCCGCCGCCGCCCGCUUUGCCACCCGCCCCGCUGAUGGUGUCCGGUGCUCUGGCGCCCAGCUUGUGAGCAGCAGGCCUGCUCACUGCAGAUCCACAACAGCACAGCUCGCUACAGUUUCACCAUGUCUGGCUCCUAUGAUGAGGCCUCAGAGGAGAUCACUGAUAGCUUCUGGGAGGUGGGGAACUACAAGAGGACGGUGAAGCGCAUCGACGAUGGGCACCGCCUGUGCAACGACCUCAUGAGCUGCGUGCAGGAACGCGCCAAGAUCGAGAAGGCAUACGCGCAGCAGCUCACCGACUGGGCCAAGCGCUGGCGCCAGCUCAUCGAGAAAGGUCCGCAGUAUGGCAGCUUGGAGCGGGCGUGGGGCGCCAUGAUGACAGAAGCAGAUAAGGUCAGCGAGUUGCACCAGGAGGUGAAGAACAGCCUGCUGAACGAGGACCUGGAGAAAGUCAAGAACUGGCAGAAGGAUGCCUAUCACAAGCAGAUCAUGGGUGGCUUCAAGGAGACGAAGGAGGCCGAGGAUGGCUUCCGAAAGGCCCAGAAGCCCUGGGCUAAGAAGAUGAAGGAGCUAGAGGCAGCCAAGAAGGCCUAUCACUUGGCUUGCAAGGAGGAGAAGCUAGCCAUGACCCGGGAGAUGAACAGUAAGACGGAGCAGUCGGUCACCCCUGAACAGCAGAAGAAACUUGUGGACAAAGUGGACAAAUGCAGACAGGAUGUGCAAAAGACUCAGGAGAAGUACGAGAAGGUGCUAGAAGACGUGGGCAAGACCACACCACAGUACAUGGAGGGCAUGGAGCAGGUGUUUGAGCAGUGUCAGCAGUUUGAGGAGAAGCGGCUGGUCUUCCUGAAGGAAGUCCUGCUGGAUAUCAAACGGCAUCUCAACCUAGCAGAGAACAGCAGCUACAUGCAUGUCUACCGAGAACUGGAGCAGGCCAUCCGGGGGGCCGAUGCCCAGGAGGACCUCAGGUGGUUCCGCAGCACCAGUGGCCCCGGGAUGCCCAUGAACUGGCCGCAGUUCGAGGAGUGGAACCCAGACCUCCCACACACUGCUGCCAAGAAGGAAAAGCAGCCUAAGAAGGCAGAGGGGGCCACCCUGAGCAAUGCCACUGGGGCUGUAGAAUCCACAUCCCAGGCUGGGGACCGCGGCAGUGUUAGCAGCUAUGACCGAGGCCAACCAUAUGCCACAGAGUGGUCAGACGAUGAGAGCGGAAACCCCUUCGGGGGGAACGAGGCCAAUGGUGGCGCCAACCCCUUCGAGGAUGAUGCCAAGGGAGUUCGUGUAAGGGCACUCUAUGACUACGACGGUCAGGAGCAGGAUGAGCUGAGCUUCAAGGCCGGAGACGAGCUCACCAAGCUUGGAGAGGAGGACGAACAGGGUUGGUGCCGCGGGCGGCUGGACAGCGGGCAGCUGGGCCUCUAUCCUGCCAACUACGUUGAGGCUAUAUAGCUACCUUGCCCACCCGACUCCUCUCCGUCCGCGUCCACCGCCUUCCACCCUUCCCCUCCCCCUCGCCAUAGAGUUCCAGACAUAUUUUCCGAUCAAGCUUUUAUUUUUUUAAAAGUCAAAACAGAACAAAAAAAAAAAGAAGAAGAAAUAUGAAGAGACAGCGUUUGCAGCCUACCUGGAGGCCAGGGGGGUGGGACUUAGGAUGAUGGCCUCCCCCACAGGGUGGGCAAGGAUCUUGGGACUUAACCCAAUGCCACAUCUGGUCUACAGAGUCCACCAAAGAGUCUCCUGAGUCUUAAGGGAGAUCUUCUGGAUCCUUUUGCCCUGUCUCGCGCUCUCCUGUCCCACCACAACUGCCAGCAGCUGCCCAUGUCACCUGAGCCUGGCUUCCUAAACUCUCCUGUCCCCCUUCAACACCCCCUUCUCUUAAAGGGCCCCCAAUCUUUAGUCUUCCACUCUGCCCUGGGGGUGCUCUUCUCUUCCCAGCCCCGUCCCAGUGAGGCUGGGGGAGAAGGCUGUGGAGGUUUCUGGAGUGGGGGUGGGGGCCUUUUCACUUCCCCAGACAUGAAGGCAGGUGAGCGGGAGGGAGUCAUGGCCUCCCUGGCAUACAGGAGAGGAAGAAGGAGAACAGACCAUCUGACCAGGCUGUGCCAACACUCCCAAUGCCAAGCCCAUCUUGAGGGCUGGGCCUGUGGGCAGAGGGCUCCUCUUCAGAGCCAAUGAGCAUCUUGUAGAGACCCUGUCUCCUGAGUCCUUGGCACUGGGCAAAGCCCAGGACCGAACCAGCAACAGUAGCAGCCUCCUCCCAUACCCUGGGGAGGAGGCAUUUGGCCACCCAUCCCCCUCCCUUCAUGGUCAUUCAGAAAUACCGCAGCCCGCCCCCCCCCCCCAUCACUGUGUCAGCAUCAGCCUUUGUGAGGCCAGUCUACAAGGCUCUCUCUCACCUGGCCAACCUAGGAGAUUCAGGGGCUCAGGGGGACCUCCAGCUUGGCACUGUAAGGGGAAGCCAGCAGCUCAGGCUGGCAUGAGGAAGGAAUUCUGGAUGGUCACUGUAUCUUUCUUCCUUGACCUUUUAGUCUCCAACAUCCCCUCUGAAUGCUGGCAGCAACCCCCCCCCACACACACACUCCCAUUUCUCUAAGUCUCCGUUAAAGGACUCUGGGGUGGGAGGGGACACAGGGCCCUUGUGGUUGGGAAGCAGGUGGCAGGCUCUCCCUUGGAGGGUGGGGUGGGAAACAAGACAGGUCAACUAAGACCUCCUACAGUGGAAAGUGGUCAGAGGCUGUUUCUCUGGACCCUUGGGAGCACAGAUCUGAGAAAGUCUCACAUUCGUGGCUGGUGUCCUCCUCGGGCCUACGGUCACCCCUGCCUUGUGAAUCAGGUGGCCUUUGGGCCUCUAGGGAAAGAACAGGAUCCCAACCACCACCAUGUUCUCUGGGACCCUUUAGCUCUCUGCUGCUUCUCCUGACACAGUCAGGUCAUGGACCCAAGCAUUGGGGCCCUGACCCCACCCCCACGCCCUUUCUCUUGACUAGGCUGCGGCAGGGGCUUCUGUUGGGUCAGGCCUCUCUCAGGGUCAGGAACAUGGCAUCCAAGAGACAGGGCUGUAAACACUUCCCUGUCACUGUUUGCCGGAAGCAGGAUGCAAACCUCCCCUUCUCCACAGCUCUCCCUGCCUCCCCAGAUGGCAGGCAUCCCUCAGCUCUUCACCCUCAACUCAGAAAGGCAAGAAGCCGCCAUGUCUGCACCUUGGGGCCUGGGCUCCCCCUCUCUGCGCCAGCGGCUUCCCAGCACCUGGGGAGGGGCUGUGGCCCUGACCUGACCCCAGGCCUACCCCAGACAGUAUACUAGCUGCCCACUCUGGGGCAGGAACUGGAAAAUCCAUCCCUUUUGAACAACCACCUUCAAUGAUCCCCCAUCUGGGACCAGACUUGGUCCUCAAGUUAUUCAGCACCCCCAGUGCAGGAGGGUCCUCCCCCCCUGGAAGUCCCCAGAGCCCGGAGUAGAGCCCUACCUGUGAUUCCUGGUGUCAGGGCACCUCAAACCUUGGGCUGGACCACAUCCCUCCCCUGCCGUGUCCACACCCCUACCUGUACUCCCCAGUGCUCCCCAGGGGCCCCUUGAUGCUGCACGGGACCCUGCAGGGCUCGGUCAGUGAUGUGUUUCUUCCCCAGUUAACCGCCAUCCUGCAACCUGGUUCCAGGAGGAGCCCAGGUCGCCCCACCACCCGCCGCCACUGCGUCUUCCGCCCUAGGCUUUCAGACAUCAUUAGUUCCGACACUUGUGAAACUCUGAGACGUGCUGUGGUCUCAGCAAUGCACCUGUUUUGUACAUGAUUGUGUAAUUUAAAGGUAUAUAAAUACAAAUAUAUAUAUAUUAUAUCUAUAUCUAUCAGUUGUGACCGUACGGCUGUCGAUAAAACCAGAAUUCUGUCACCCUG
This is a messenger RNA of Mus pahari (shrew mouse), 3996 nucleotides long. It is a transcript of the gene Pacsin1, whose product is annotated as protein kinase C and casein kinase substrate in neurons 1. Gene Ontology annotation, molecular function: phospholipid binding; protein binding. Gene Ontology annotation, biological process: cytoskeleton organization; neuron development; plasma membrane tubulation. The coding region runs from base 231 to 1556 and encodes 441 amino acids. The record is from RefSeq and is a predicted model, not a curated record. The transcript has 10 exons. Gene Ontology annotation, cellular component: endosome; cytoplasm; plasma membrane. Lineage: Eukaryota; Metazoa; Chordata; Mammalia; Rodentia; Muridae.